AUGUAUGCGUACGUAAAAUUAAUUAACAGUGGAAAAUUUACUACUGUUGGAACUAAUCAAAUUAAAAAUUACAAGCCGAAUCGUCCUAGCAAAGUCUUUGAAGUGAAAAUAAAAGGCGAAUACCAUAAAUGUUUGAUUGGAUUAACAAAUGAAUCCAAAGAAGGACUGACAGAUCAAAUAAACAAGGGUGGACGAGUUCGAUUUCCACCAGCAGCUCUGUUAUCAGAUUUAUCUGAAAUUGAUGAGAAAACUUGUCCUAAAGAAAAGAAAUCUGUCGUUGAAGAUAACACUCGUGACAUUUUAAAUAAAAAGUUAUCAGCAAUAAAUAAGGUAUUAUUCAUAAUUUUAAAUGAUUAA
Molecule: messenger RNA, 357 nt
Organism: Cotesia congregata
Lineage: Eukaryota; Metazoa; Arthropoda; Insecta; Hymenoptera; Braconidae
Source: the annotation of a GenBank genome assembly